Molecule: messenger RNA, 522 nt
Organism: Dibothriocephalus latus
Lineage: Eukaryota; Metazoa; Platyhelminthes; Cestoda; Diphyllobothriidea; Diphyllobothriidae
Source: the annotation of a GenBank genome assembly
AUGGGAGACGAUUACCCGAUUCUCAUUGGAGGAAAUCCGAAGGGUAUGCUUCAGGGCAGGACCAUACGUUUUCCGCGGGAGGUCUACGCAUACUUCAAAGGACGGCACAGACCUCAUAUGCAACCAGUUACAGUUCCAGUGAUGCUUGGGGAAAUUCACAACAACAUCAAGGGCGAUAUAAAUGCAUUUAAACUGUGGAGCUACCUACGGUCUGAUCAAAUUGGUACCGAAUCGAGCCGCCCAAUGAAACGCUUGCAUCAGAUGGAGGUUAGCGUCUACUUGGAUUCGGACCAAUCGUCGUCUAAGACGGUUACGAGCACACAAACGAGCGCGUCACUGUCGAAGCGUAGGAAGCAACUCAUCCGUGUUCUGGCUAAACAGAGGUUGGGCGCGGAAAGAAUCAAUGCCCUAAAGAGGUCGGUGGACCAGAGUCGGGAGACGCAGUCGGAACCUUACUCUAUCACAUCUUUCUACGGCGAAGAUAAUCACGACUGGGAACUAGACAGUAUAGAAUCUUGGUGA